AUGUCAGAGACUUCCUCCCAUGACUCGUUCUAUGAUUCCCUAUCAGACAUGCAGGAAGAAAGCAAGAAUGCUGACUUCUUCCCUGAGCUCUCUGCUUUUCUCAGCCAGGAAGAGAUAAACAAGAGUCUUGACCUGGCCCGGAGAGCUAUAGCCAACUCUGAAACAGAAGAUUUUGACUCAGAAAAGGAGAUCUCACAGAUUUUCAACACUUCUCCUGUAGGUGUCUGUGAAAAUCCUUCCCAUAAGGAGACCAAAUUUGGUGAGCCAACCUCCUCAGGAAGACCUCAUGAUAACAGGCCAACACCUGUCCAACCUCCGCCAGAACAAACUGACCGUAUCUCUUCACCUGCUUCAAAGAGGAAACCUGCCAAAUCACCCCUGCUUGCCAGCCCCAGCUAUAUCCGGAGCCUCCGAAAGGCUGAAAAACGGGGUGCAAAAACUACCAACACAAGUGUAAAGCCCAAACCAGCAUAUCAAGGUAAGACUGAACCCCAGAGCCAGCUAUGUGACAAGGCAGCUAAUUUCAUCGAGGAGCUGACAUCCAUAUUUAGAGAAGCAGCAAAGCCAAGAAAUAGAAGCCCAAACGGAGAGUCCUCAUCACCAGACAGUGGGUACUUGUCUCCUAAAAAUCCACAGUCAGCCCUGAUGAGUGCCUCAGCCAGCCAAAGCCCCACUGGAGACCAACAGGAGAUGGAAGCUGAGGUCAAGUUACCUGAAGCCAGGCAUUGCUACCAGGCAGACCAGGACAAGGCAGUGCUGUGCAAUAACAUCUCUCACCCACAGCCCCAGAAUGCACUCCAUUUCCCCUCAGCUCCGCGAUUCAUCCAGAAGCUUCGGAGCCAAGAAGUGGCAGAAGGAAGUAGAGUUUACUUGGAGUGUAGAGUCACUGGAAACCCAAUUCCUCGAGUCAGAUGGUUCUGUGAGGGAAAAGAGCUACACAACACUCCUGAUAUUCAGAUCCGCAGUGAGGGCGGGGACCUCCACACCCUGAUCAUAGCAGAGGCCUUCGAGGACGACACAGGUCGCUAUACCUGCCUGGCUACAAACCCCAGCGGCUCAGACGCCACGUCUGCGGAGGUGUUCAUUGAAGGUGCCAGUUCGACAGAUUCUGAGAGUGAAAAUUUAGCUUUCAAAUCAAACCCUGGAGCCAUGCCACAAGCUCAAAAGAAAACGACUUCUGUCUCCUUGACAAUAGGAUCCUCGUCUCCAAAGACGGGAGUGACCACAGCUGUGAUUCAACCAUUGUCUGUCCCUGUUCAACAGGUCCACAGUCCAAACUCGUAUCUCUGCCGACCCGAUGGAGCUGCUCCUGCCUACUUUCCUCCUAUUUUUACAAAGGAACUGCAAAACAUAGCAGCAUCCGAGGGUCAGGUGGUGGUUCUGGAGUGCCGGGUCCGAGGAGCACCCCCUUUGCAGGUCAAGUGGUUCCGACAAGGGAGUGAAAUUCAAGACUCUCCAGAUUUCAGAAUUCUCCAGAAAAAACCUAGAUCUACAGCUGAACCUGAGGAGAUCUGUACCCUAGUUAUCGCUGAGACUUUCCCCGAAGAUGCAGGGAUUUUUACAUGCUCGGCAAGAAAUGACUACGGAUCAGUAACCAGUACUGCCCAGCUGAUUGUCACCUCAGCCAACACUGAAAACUGUAACUAUGACUCAGUGGGAGAAUCCAACAAUGAUCACUUCCAACACUUUCCACCUCCCCCUCCAAUCUUGGAGACGAGUUCCUUUGAGUUGGCUUCAAAGAACCCAUCUGAGAUCCAGCAGGUGAACAGCCCUGAGUUAGGACUCGGCAUGGCAGCCCUUCAAAUGCAGUUCAAUUCUGCUGAGCGGGAAACAAAUGGAGUCCACCCCAGCCAUGGAGUAAACGGACUGAUGAACGGCAAAGCGAACGGUAAUAAAUCUCUUCCAACAGCAGCUGUCCUACUUUCACCCACUAAGGAGCCACCACCUCUGCUUGCCAAACCAAAACUGGACCCUCUGAAAAUCCAGCAACUCCAGAACCAAAUCCGACUGGAGCAGGAGGCCAGUGCACGGCACCCCCCGCCCGCCGGCGCCCCGCGCAGCGCGCCCCCCUCGCCGCCCUUCCCGCCGCCGCCCGCCUCCCCAGAGCUCGCGGCCUGCGCGUCGCCCGCCUCUGCGGAGCCCAUGAGCGCACUCGCCUCGCGCUCCGCGCCCGCCAUGCAGUCCACCGGCUCCUUCAACUAUGCGCGCCCCAAGCAGUUCAUCGCGGCACAGAACCUCGGCCCCGCGUCGGGCCACGGAACGCCGGCCUCCAGCCCCAGCUCCUCCAGCCUCCCGUCGCCCAUGUCCCCGACCCUAAAGCAGUUCGGCCGUGCGCCCGCGCCGCCCUUCGCGCAGCCCUUCGGCGCCGAGGCCGAGGCUCCGUGGUGCCCGUCCUCGCCGUCGCCCCCGCCGCCGCCACCCCCGGUCUUCAGCCCCACGACGGCCUUCCCGGUGCCCGACGUGUUCCCGCUGCCGCCACCGCCACCACCGCUCCCCAGCGCGGCCCCGGCCGCCCUGUGCGCCUCGCCCACGGCCCGCUUCGGCCACAGCCAGACGCCCGCGGCCUUCCUCAGCGCCCUGCUGCCCUCGCAGCCACCGCCGGUGGCUGUCAACGCCCUGGGCCUGCCCAAGGGCGUCACCCCCGCGGGAUUUCCAAAGAAGGCCAACAGAACUGCUAGAAUAGCUUCUGAUGAGGAGAUUCAAGGCACAAAGGAUGCUGUCAUUCAAGACCUGGAACGAAAACUUCGCUUCAAGGAGGACCUCCUGAACAAUGGCCAGCCGAGGCUAACCUAUGAAGAGAGAAUGGCUCGUCGACUGCUAGGUGCUGACAGUGCAGCUGUCUUUAAUAUUCAGGAGCCAGAGGAGGAAACAGCUAAUCAGGAAUACAAAGUCUCCAGCUGUGAACAGAGACUCAUCAGUGAAAUCGAGUACAGGCUAGAAAGGUCUCCUGUGGAUGAAUCAGGUGAUGACAUUCAAUACGGGGACGUGCCUGUGGAUAAUGGAGUGGCGCCGUUCUUUGAGAUGAAGCUGAAACAUUACAAGAUCUUUGAGGGAAUGCCUGUAACUUUCACAUGCAGGGUGACUGGGAAUCCAAAGCCAAAGAUCUAUUGGUUUAAAGAUGGGAAGCAGAUCUCUCCAAAGAAUGAUCACUACACCAUUCAAAGAGAUCUUGACGGGACCUGCUCUCUCCACACCACGGCCUCCACCCUAGAUGAUGAUGGCAAUUACACAAUUAUGGCUGCAAACCCUCAGGGCCGCAUCAGUUGUACUGGACGCCUAAUGGUACAGGCUGUCAACCAAAGAGGUCGCAGUCCCCGCUCUCCCUCAAGCCAUCCUCAUGUCAGAAGGCCUCGUUCUAGAUCAAGGGACAGUGGAGAUGAAAAUGAACCAAUUCAAGAGCGGUUCUUCAGACCUCACUUCUUGCAGGCUCCUGGAGAUCUAACCGUUCAAGAAGGAAAACUCUGCCGAAUGGAUUGUAAAGUCAGUGGGUUACCAACCCCAGAUCUAAGCUGGCAACUAGAUGGAAAACCUAUACGCCCCGACAGUGCUCACAAGAUGCUCGUGCGUGAGAACGGGGUGCACUCACUGAUCAUAGAGCCAGUCACCUCACGAGACGCCGGCAUCUACACGUGUAUAGCCACCAACCGAGCAGGACAAAACUCAUUCAGCCUGGAGCUUGUGGUUGCUGCUAAAGAAGCACACAAACCUCCCGUGUUUAUCGAGAAGCUGCAAAACACAGGAGUUGCUGAUGGGUACCCAGUGCGACUGGAAUGCCGUGUUUCAGGAGUGCCACCGCCUCAGAUAUUUUGGAAGAAAGAAAAUGAAUCACUCACUCACAGCACUGACCGAGUGAGCAUGCACCAGGAUAAUCAUGGCUACAUCUGCCUGCUCAUUCAGGGGGCCACAAAAGAAGAUGCUGGGUGGUAUACAGUGUCAGCCAAGAAUGAAGCUGGGAUUGUGUCCUGUACUGCCAGGCUGGAUGUUUACACCCAGUGGCAUCAGCAGCCACAGAGCACCAAGCCAAAAAAAGUACGGCCCUCAGCCAGUCGCUAUGCAGCACUUUCGGACCAGGGACUAGACAUUAAAGCAGCGUUCCAACCUGAAGCCAGCCCAUCUCACCUGACACUGAAUACCGGCUUGGUAGAAAGUGAGGACCUGUAAUCCAACAUUCUUGUUAACGCUCAAACACUGAAACAGCCAUUGCCUUGACCAACAUACUCCUUUUUCACAUUAUGUAAUGGGCAAAACAUACCUUUGACUAUAAGAAAUAAACACCAAAAUAAUAUUUUUCUUACUUGAUAUACCAAACUUAGAGUUUAAAUAGGUGAUGCUCAUAAGAAAUGUACACAUUGCACAGAAAAUUUACAUUCAUCAUCCAACUUAGAACUUGUGGAAUUUCUGUGAUGAAAGCGAUCUGAAAUGCCAAAAUGCUAAUGGAGAUCAACUGUUCAAAGGUAACCAGAAUUUGUAUUCUCCAAAGUGCCUUGAACACUAGCUGUAGGUGCUACACGACAUGACAGUGUGGAAUGCUUAACAGGAGGCAAAUAUACCACAAAUAAUACUAAAACGAUUCUAAGUGGGCAGUGUGUUCAGACAGCUACAGUGAACCAAGUGCAAUAUAUAGGGAUGAAAAGGAAGAGGGAAUGACAAAUCCAAGUAAAUGCCUUGUUUUUGCAAAAUUGUUUUAUAUUAAAUCACAAGGAAGGAAUUACUUGCCUUAAAUUUUAUUAGUAUCGAGAGUUUUCUAACAAGGUUAAUACCUUAGUUCUUAACCACCUUUUUCUAUAUGUGUAGUAUUUUCUUUUCAUGCUACCUUGGUAGGAAGCUUACUUACAAACCAUAUUAAAAGGCUAAUUUAAAUAUAAAUAAUAUAAAGUAUUCCGAAUAAAGCAGAACUGUAUUACAGCCCAUUCCACAAAAGACAUCCAAAUCCCCCAAAUGACCAAGGCGUAUGGUAUUCAGAGGAAAGAGGGGUCUGGAAGGAGUAGGAAGAAUGAAGGAAAAUGCUACCAGCACACUUGUACUCAUUUAGAUAAAAGUAAAGUAGAAGGGGCAGGAGACAGGGUGAAGGCAGGCUUUUCUUUGGUUUUCCUCAAAAGUAACCUAAAGUGUAGGUGAAAAUACACUGCCAUUCAGAAGUCAGGGGAUCUAGGGUCAGCUGGAGACUGGAGCGCAUGUGCCGUGGAAGUUCCAGUGUGUCUGAAGUCUGUGUAGUCGCUGAAGAGGUUAGCUGUGUCGAGUAAGUGGAAAUGGACUGAGAUUGCAAGAUUGGCGUCAAUGAGAAACUGCCUGGAGGAGCUAGUCUGCUGGAGGGAAACGGAGACUUGGUUGAGACAAAAACAGGUUUGUGCCAUAAUUAAUUUUUUUCCAAUGGCACCAUGAUAUGGUGAAUGGAAAAUACGAGUUCACUUCCAUGCUGCCAUGCAACCUUGCCUUAAGAAGGUGCUGGGUUCCGGGUAGUUUGUAAAGGCAUCUCUGCGAAGACUGAUUUUUGAAUGCAUAUGAUCCUGCAACAGCUAGAUUGACACGAUUCUGACCAGACUUGAUGGUUUUAAGUCGGAACCAAUAAACUUUAAAAAGGGGAAAAAAAACAAUUUGGCCAGAUAUUAUAUUAUAAAACAUGAGGUUUUAAUGGUACUUUGCUAUGAAAAGAAAACACUGUAUUCCUUAUGCAAAACACAUACAUCUUUCAUUAUUUAUAAUAAAAAUGUUGACCUGUCUUAGCUCAGUUAAUUCAAUACGUAGUAUUUUUUAAAAUAAUUUUAUAUCUGUGUACCACCCCAUAUAUUUCAUAUUACUGCUUCACGUGUACAGCUUUCUACUUUCUAAGAACACCAACCAAGUUUUAAAUGAUUAAUAGGCUUGAUCACUGGGUGGCAGAUGUUCUUUGCAGAGUGGUGCAAGUUUCUUUGACCACACUUAUAUGCGUUGCUAAUAUGGAAUUUAAGAUACAAUACAAAGUCUUUCAUGGACCUGUCUAUAUCGUAGAAUUAUGACUUAACGUCAUAUCUUACUUGCCAAAUUUUUCUGAAUGUGACUGCUAAUUUGCUGGGUUUGGGAUUAAGUAGCAUUACUUGCCACCUUUUAUGUUGUAUUUAUAAAAAAAGUACUAUCAUACUACUUUUUGGAUUGUUGUGCUGGUGUAAUGUGGAUUUAACAUCAAUAAAUAUUUAACAAAUAAUAGUUGCAAUUUUGUGAAGCAAAAUA
This is a messenger RNA of Odobenus rosmarus divergens (Pacific walrus), 6207 nucleotides long. It is a transcript of the gene PALLD, whose product is annotated as palladin, cytoskeletal associated protein. Gene Ontology annotation, biological process: cell migration; actin cytoskeleton organization. The record is from RefSeq and is a predicted model, not a curated record. The transcript is spliced from 20 exons. Lineage: Eukaryota; Metazoa; Chordata; Mammalia; Carnivora; Odobenidae. The coding region runs from base 1 to 4161 and encodes 1386 amino acids.